Vigna umbellata (rice bean) is the source of this 366-nucleotide messenger RNA. The record is from RefSeq and is a predicted model, not a curated record. NCBI's taxonomy places the organism in Eukaryota, Viridiplantae, Streptophyta, Magnoliopsida, Fabales, Fabaceae.
AUGGACAAGGUUUCUGUUCUUAACAAGGCCAUAGAAUACGUGAGGUCUCUUGAGCAGCGUGUGAAAGAUUUGGAGAUAGAGAAUAAGAAGAGGAAGAUAGAAUCAGAAGGGUGCUUGAAAGUGAGCAAAAGCAACAUGGUUGGUUAUGACUUUUCAUGGACCUCUCAUGCUUGUUAUGAUGGUGACGAAGCUACCAAGAAAUGUUCGAAGGUUGAAGCAAGAGUUGCAGGAAAAGAUGUACUUAUCAGAGUAACGUUUGAGAUGCAAAGGAACAUUGUGCAGAAUGUAAUGGCCAAGCUUGAAGCUCAUAAUCUCUUUGUUCUUUGCAGCAAUGUUUUGCCUUUGGGAAUUUCCCAGGUUUGGUAG